This is a messenger RNA of Trichoplusia ni (cabbage looper), 667 nucleotides long. RefSeq lists its product as uncharacterized. Lineage: Eukaryota; Metazoa; Arthropoda; Insecta; Lepidoptera; Noctuidae. The record is from RefSeq and is a predicted model, not a curated record. Bases 156 to 653 code for a protein of 165 amino acids. The transcript has 4 exons.
UUUAUUUUUAUAUCUUUGAAAUUAAAACCGGAAGACAGCCGAUAGUAGUCUCGCCAAGAUAUCGGAGAGAAACAAAUAAUUAAACAGAUCUGACCAUGAGGUUAUUUUGAUCAUUUUCCACUUUUAAUAUCAAAUACUCCAGUAAAAUGUGAAAAAUGUUUAAACCUAUCUUUCAGACUUUCCUUGCGAUAGCUGUGCCGAUCGACAUCCCUAACAAGAACGUGUUCGUGUCCUACAACUUCGAGGCGAACUACGCGGCGCUGACGAACAUAACGGAAAUCGAUGAAGUCCUCUUCCCAAACUUACCUCUGGUAUCAUCACGGCAUAGUCGCAGUAUAUCCAGGGAACUGACUUACACAGUUCUAGAAAACCGCUUUCAAGAAUACGGAAUGAAGGGCAGGGAAUGCAUGCUGCGAAACAUCUGCGAGGCAGCCGAGACCCCGCUUCACCACAACGGCAUACUCGGGCACAUAAUGCAUAUAAUAUUCACACCAUCAUCGUCCCAAGAGGAAGGGUUGGACGAUGAAUACUACGAGGCCGAGGCGGAUGGCCAGCGCGGGGACUGCGACAAAUACAUAGCGUCGUGUCCCACCAGCCUGUUUGACUAUAUCACCAGACUCGUGCAGUUACCGCACAGUUCACAGCCAGAAUAAACGAUUUGACUAGC